Molecule: messenger RNA, 3425 nt
Organism: Haliotis rufescens (red abalone)
Lineage: Eukaryota; Metazoa; Mollusca; Gastropoda; Lepetellida; Haliotidae
Product: GTPase IMAP family member 4-like
Exons: 4
Coding region: 611-1873 (420 amino acids)
Molecular function (GO): GTP binding
Source: RefSeq, a predicted model, not a curated record
UCGAACCCACAAUCAUAGGUUUCUGGAGUGCCCAAAGGACGCAACUCUGCACAGCGAAUCGCGGCACCUUAGACCACUGGACAACCCGUGCCCCCGUAUAUUGUAACAAAUGUCUUAUAUUGUAAAUAAUUGUAAAUGUAGUUCUAUUGAAUAAAGUGAGUUGUCUUCAUUUAUUUAGCUUUCUUCCAUUUGUAUCACUACAAAGUGUGUGAGUUGUGUUCAACGCGGCUUUGAACACAUUUUCAAUGCAUGUUCGCUUAAAGUUGGGAAAUUCCACAACGUUUAAGUGCGGACCCUAAAAAGUUGGAAAUCAAAAACCUUUACAGUUUAGAGCCUUCCUAUGAUUAAUCACUUUAAUAUAUAUAAGGUUAUGCCAUUUGUGAGACAAUGUUUUACAACAAUGGAUGACAGUAGCGAGGUUAAUUUAUGUCCUUUGCAGAUAACGUUGUCUUCUUUCCUGUUGUUUCAAAGGGGAAGUAUAAUGCCUACAUAUAAAGCCACACAAUUAUAUAGUAGACGUUAGAUGUGCUUCGUUCUAAACGGCUGUCUGAACUCUUAUCAAGCUUUGAGGAAGAAUUGCUGAAUUGCGUCAACUGAGAUCAGAGCGAAUAUGGAUGGGGAAUGGAUAUGCGGACAUUGUACAUUCGAGAACGAUGGCCUCAUGCAAAAAUGCAAAGCAUGUUCUUCGCCGAUGCCGCGACAGGAACCCAGUCUCUUGGCUGAUCCAGAACCCAAUCUGUGCAAGACAGGGACCUCUGCCCUCUGUCCGACCAACGAAAGGAGAAUAGUCUUCCUUGGAAGAACAGGAUCAGGAAAAAGUGCUACGGGCAAUAACAUCCUUGGGAAAGAAGUAUUUGAAUCAAGCGCAUGUGGCGAAUCUCUUACCAAAAGGUGCCAGAGAGGAACCAGCAACCGAUUUGAAAGAAAUAUCCAAAUAAUCGACAGUCCUGGGUUGUUUGACACAGGUAUGACAAAUGCUGAAAUCACGAAGGAAGUAGUGAAAUGUAUCGGCAUGACAGCUCCUGGUCCCCAUGCCUUUGUCCUCGUUGUCAGGAUUGACCGUUUUACUCAAGAAGAACAGGACACGGUAGAUCAUUUCAGACGGGUGUUUGGAGAAGAUAUGUUGGAUUAUGUCAUUGUUCUGUUCACCAGGAAGGAUGAUCUUCUGCAUGAUAAAAAAAGCAUCAUGGAGUAUGUAAAGAAAGUCCCCCAGCCACUGCGAGACCUAGUGAAGUCAUGCCAGGAUAGAUAUGUUGCCUUCAAUAACAGAGGCAGUGACGAGGAAAAGGAACAAGAUGUGCAGGAUUUCCUCGCACUGGUGGAAGGCGUUGUUAAUGACAACGGAGGCAUGUGUUAUACAAAUGAAAUGUAUAAGGAGGCUGAGAAGAACAUGAUGAUGAGAGAGAGGCAACUCAAAAGGGAACAUGAAUGUAGGAUCCAACAAGAAAGAGACGCAAUCUGGGGAGAAUUUGAGUUGAAGCUUCAGAUGGAGCAUGAUGCAGCAUCGGAAGUGAGAAAACAGCUGGAGGCGAGAAUAGGAGAGCUUGAAAGCAAGCAAGAUGCUGGGGCUAUGGCUGAAGACGAGAUAGCUGAUCUCUGUAGGGAAGUAGAGGAUCUGAAAGUGGCUUUGAGAGACACCAAGAAACAGAAAGAGGAAUCAGAAGGACAGCUGGAUAUGGAGAGAAAGAGGAGAGACAAUGAAAUCCGGAAAAGACUGAAGACAGAAAAGCAGGACUUUAGAGAAACGGCGAGAAAUGAGGUCAAUAACGAGAAAUCGGGGAUAAUGUCCAUGCUUGGAAACAUACUGCCAACCCUCAUCGGUUCAGUCCUUCCCAGGAUUAAAACUUUUUUCAAAGGGCUGUUCAAAAUGUAAAUGUCUUUUUGUCCAGUCAAUUUGUCUUUUCCCUGCUAGGAGACAUCACUCAAGCGGUCACGUUCUUUCCUUCCAUCUCUACACAGACGCCACACAGUUAUAAGUGACAUCUGUUAUAUGUUACCUGUAAACUGACAAUCAGUCGACAUUGCCUUCGAUCCUAAAUUGAGAUGCGUAGGUGACAUCAAGACCUGAAUGGCACUAAACUUACUCAAACGGGCGCAGUCGGGUAGCCUAGUGGUUAAAGCGUUCGCUCGUCACGCCGAAGGCCCGGGUUCGAUUCCCGACAUGGGUACAAUGUGUGAAGCCCAUUUCUGGUGCCCCGCCGUGAUAUUGCUGGAAUAUUGCUAAAAGGGCGUAAAACCAUACUCACUCACUCACUCACUCACUCACUCACUCACUCACGGAACAGUGUUAAACAGAUUGAACAACUUAAUGAUAAUCUAUUCCAAGACUACAAGAAGAAAUCUGACACUCUCGGUACUUAAUGCUGACACUCCCCGUGCUUAAAAUAGGGGUUUCAUUGUCGACCCCAAAACUCGGUUCGUAAUCUGGGCGUAGUAUUUGACUAAUUCGCAAUGGCUGAGUCCCACAUCAACAAAGUGUGCAAACGACCACCAGAAGCAUAGAAAUAGACAAAGGUUCAUCAAUACCAAAAGAGCUGCUACCUUAGUGUCACUGCUGGAUAAUUGCAGACUCGCACAACUUCAAAUUCAAGACGAUAUGGGUACAAUGAAUGAAGCCCAUUUCUGGUGACCUUCGCCAUGAUAAUGCUGGAAUAUAUUGCUAAAAGCAGCGUAAAACCAUACUCACCCACUCAAAUUCAAGAAACUGUCAGCAAAGUCCGGUUUUAAAAGAUCGUCACAGAUCGCUGCCAUAAUGAAAUACAAGACAAAGCAUAGCUCCGGCAUUUCGCCAACAACUCGCCAAGAAGUACGCGUCAUCAGGACUCCAGUGUGUUCCAGCUUCGCGGACCAGUCAUUUUGCUGAUCGCUGUUUUGUAAGAGCUCUGGGAUCAAAAACCACUUCCAAAUUAAAAACAUCGAAAGCCUGAUUACUAUCCAAUACAAUCUAAGGACUCCCUUUUCAUUGAGGCAUGCAUGUAGACUAGAUGCUCAAUUGUUUUCUUUCUCUCAAUAUAUUCAGUGUGAUGUAGUCAGCGAACAGUGCUUCGACGCAGAUAGCUUUGAUUGCAUUCUAUCGCUGCACAAAUGCUUACUAGUUAGUAUUACUGAUUAUUAUUACAAGUGUUUAAGAAUUCCUACUAUCCUCUGCUAAAUAUGCAUGCUACAAAUAUACAUAUGGAUAUAUAUUACUGGAUUUAUUUACAUAUAUGUAUGGCGAAAAUGAUAUGUUUCUGUUGCACAUUUUGUGACGCGGGCUUUAUGUCAUUAUAUACCCUCACGCUGAAGGAGAGACAAUGUUACAAUGAGAUACAAUACGACUAAUCUUGAAUCACUGAUAUGAACUGAUACAUUUGAGCUUUUGGAUGUAAGAUGGUAAUAACAUGUCUCGCAUGUUGUAUUGAUAUAAAAUAAAUUGAACAAAAGUC